This is a messenger RNA of Paramisgurnus dabryanus, 1684 nucleotides long. NCBI's taxonomy places the organism in Eukaryota, Metazoa, Chordata, Actinopteri, Cypriniformes, Cobitidae. The record is from RefSeq and is a predicted model, not a curated record.
CAGAUCUCUAUGUGAUCAGUGAAGAUGUUCCAGAUGAAGAUGCUGGAAUGGGCCAUAUUCCUGGGCUUGCAGUCUGCAUAUGCAGAUGUUGGGGACAAGGGGUCAGAAGAAUCGGAUAGUUUUUUGCCACAAUGGUCUUCCCCACUGUGCCAAAUCUGGUGACAACGUCAGAACCUAAUCCGGAUCAUCAAUCCACCAUCUGUAGCACCUGGGGAAAUUUUCACUUCAGGACCUGUGAUGGUCAUUUCUAUCAAAUGGCUGACACAUGUAACCACAUUCUGGCUGGGAUGUGUGACACACAUGUCUCAGAUUUUAACAUCCAAAUGCAAAGAACGAUUGUGAAUGGCUCGGUUACUUUCACCUCAGUCAAAUUAGAGCUGGAGGGGACGUCCAUCAAAUUUAGUCAAGGCAACAUCUUCAUGGACGACCAAGUGGUAUCUAUUCCCAUGAAUCAGAAUGGAAUUAAAAUCGAGGGAAGCUCAUCGAGUGUUAAGAUCUCCAAAUAUGGAGUGACUGUUGAAGGAGAUCACUCUAUGGUGAUCCAGAGACAUGGAAGGUGUCCAUAUCAGCUGAACCCUGUGAAGAAGUUCCACUUCCCCCUAGCGAUCAGUGUGAAAACCAGUAUCUGAACAAUUCAGGGUUUGAAGACACCAUCUGAUGGACCUGAGUUCAUUUGAGAAAGUUUGGGCAGACGACCUUUGUCAAUGUCCUGGCAACCAAGACUGUGUCUGCAACACGCUUACAGAAAUAUCACGACAGUGCACGCAUGCUUGUGGCAGGCCGGGAAUGUGGAGAACAGACAAACAAAGACAUGUCCACUAAACAUGGUAUACAUGGAGUGUGCUGGCUCAUGCAAAAACACCUGUUCGGCCCCAAAUGGAACCCUGCUGUGUACAGAUCACUGUACAGAUGGCUGUUUCUGUCCUGGGGGAACUGUGAAAGACAACAUUGGUAAUGUGGUUGCGUUCCUACAAACAAAUGCUCAUGUUUGCACGACGGCACAAUAUACCAUACUGAAGAAUCACAAGAACAGGCGUGUAAACAAUUAUCUGGAAUGUCCUGGAAUCUGCUCUGUUGUGGGAGGCUCUCACAUCACCACCUAAGAUGGAAAAACCUUCAGCUUUAAUGGCAACUGUGACUACAUCCUCACUAAGGUGAGCACAGUAACUGUGUUCGAGUGAGGAAUACGACCCAAAUACUUGUUAAUGGCUGCACCUCCAUUGGGCCUAUAGAAGUGACUUCCUGCAGUGGUGACUGUGACACCCAGUCAAUGUAUUCAAUGGAGGCUAACAAAAUGAUGCACAGCUGCUCUUGUUGCCGAGAGAGUAAAAUCAGCACUUAAACAAGUGAAGCUGAAGUGUCCCGAUAACAGUGAGAUCACGUACAGCUACGGCUACACUGAAAGCUGUGAAUGCACACCAACAAAGUGCAUAGACUAGAAUACUUCUCGCAUAAAAUGUCUUUCAGUUUUUGCCUUGAUUACUGUUGAUUUAAACAUUAUCUGUUGAAUAAGAAAGCUAUUAAAAUAAUGUAAGCGAUUGUAGAGCAUAAUUCACAAACAUUACUUUAAUAGGGUGCUAACUUAAGGAAAUUUUGGGAACUAUAUUUUUCUGCUUUAUUCUCUGCUUUAGUUUAAUAAUAUAAAUUAAAUGCCAAAAUGAAUGAUGAAUCCAAUAAAGCAAAA